Molecule: messenger RNA, 897 nt
Organism: Diaporthe citri
Lineage: Eukaryota; Fungi; Ascomycota; Sordariomycetes; Diaporthales; Diaporthaceae
Exons: 3
Coding region: 1-897 (298 amino acids)
Source: RefSeq, a predicted model, not a curated record
AUGAGUACUGCUGCUCUCCACUUCGACCCUGGUUUCAACCACUUCAGCAUGGGCAGCCGAUCUUCUUUUGCCUGGCCUGACGUUGUCCUCGAGCCUACAAACGGUGGCCUUCUCGGCCAGGAUAUGGGACACUACGCACCCGAGUCCAGCUUGAGCCCUCCCAUGCAUUCUCGCUCCGCUACCAGCAGCCCACCCAGGAUGAGUGCGGAGCAGCGCGAGCUCAAGAGGCAACGCGAGCAGGCGCGCCGGGACUCGAAGCUCUCAGCACGCAUCCAAAGGGCAGGGAGUCAAGGAUCGCACAGCGGCUACGAGGUCGCUUCUCCACCACCCAACCAAGGAGAAUUCGCACACACCUCCAGCAUGUCCAGCAUGCCAGUCUACACCACCGCUCCCACCGAUAUCUCCCUCCUCACCGAGCCCACCACCCUGGCUCCGCAAAUGGUCCUGCCGUCUUACUCUCCACCGCUCCCGUCUUCCAACCAAAUGGGUUUCCCUAGCCCAUACCAGCAGCCACAAUACAUGGACUACGCUUACCCUCCAUCAACGGGGGCUCCCCUCUCCUCCCAUUACGGACCCGUCUCCCACGAUCCAUCAAUGAUGUACUCUAUCCCUCCAGUGAUGCAGACCGGCGGUGCUCCCCACCAGCACGACAACCAGGGGCACGUCCGGGUGGUCCAGAGCAGGCCCAAGCCCCAAUGUUGGGAGCACGGUUGCAAUGGCCGCCAGUUCUCGACUUUUAGCAACCUCCUUCGCCACCAGCGAGAGAAGUCUGGCCAGGCCACCAAGGCGAGCUGCCCGGACUGUGGCGCCGAGUUUACCAGGACCACGGCACGUAACGGCCACCUGCUGCACCAAAAAUGCAAGCAGAAGAGGCAGCCUUCGACGAGCUCGUCAUGA